Penicillium canariense is the source of this 2562-nucleotide messenger RNA. RefSeq lists its product as uncharacterized. Bases 1 to 2562 code for a protein of 853 amino acids. NCBI's taxonomy places the organism in Eukaryota, Fungi, Ascomycota, Eurotiomycetes, Eurotiales, Aspergillaceae. Gene Ontology annotation, biological process: telomere maintenance via telomere lengthening. The transcript has 5 exons. The record is from RefSeq and is a predicted model, not a curated record. Gene Ontology annotation, molecular function: double-stranded telomeric DNA binding; protein homodimerization activity.
AUGCGCCCUACCCCUAAGCCCUCAUUUCUGCUCUUGGAAGUUGACAGCCCAACCCUACCCUCCUUGUUGCGCCCCAGAUGGUCGAAACUCGAGGCUCGCGCUCGUCUUUCGACGCGGCAUCUGGCCUCCCUCCUUUCCCUGACGAUGAAGGCGACUUUGCCAUGGAUUGGCGGCUCCCAUCAAACUUACAACCAGAAGCCUGCGCACCUAUUAGACGAGGAUGAGCAUGGUUCUCCUCCCGCAGCAAAAAAGCGCCGGAUGGGCUCCGUCCCUGACGAUGACCUCGCCAUUGAUCCUCAAUUCCAAGGCUCUGACCAGCAUGGUCCUGGUCAUAAGUUUGAAGAGGAGCUAGCGACUGCUUUGGCUGAAGGAACCGCCCACGCGCUGCCACCGACCGACGGUACUCAUGAUAAUCUCGGAUCCGACCCUUCGGCGGCUGCCACAACUGCCCAAGACGCGUCCUCAAACUCCAAUCCAGACAUGAAUUCAAUCAUUUCGGAAAUAAUGGAUCACACCGAACGUCAGGAGGAAACUGUGGCGAUGGGUCCACAGGAGAUUCCUCCGUCUGGGGACUUUCCGGGCGCCAAAGGUUACGCAUUUUUGAAAGCCAACUCUCAUUUGAAGAUCCAGAGUUUGCCCAUCCUGGACAAUCUGUCGACUCAAAUCCUUUCGUUCCUGUCUAAGAAUAGCUAUCAAGAUCUCACAGCUAUGGUAUCCGAGCCCGACUCUGAGAAUGGCCAGGCAUAUGCGACUAUGCGCUCCUUGUUUGACCAUACCAAGAGAGUCUACACUAUCAAGCACUCCUUCCUGCAGCCUACCGAUCUUGAAAUCACCGAAUCUUCUCAGCUCGACGUGAUUCGCAAGGCCAACCUAGCUUCUUUUGUGUCGAGUAUCUUUGGCUCUCAGGAAAUUGGUUUCGCGGAACUGAAUGAGCACUUCCUGGACGUCUUUGUUCCAGAAGGUGGUCGCUUGUUGAAGGUCCAGGGUGCUUUGUACCUGGAGCUCAAGACCCAGGCGUUCAUUGCUGCGAUGAAUAACAAGUCGCGCACCCGCACCCAGCUGUUGUACGAGCUAUUUCCUGAUGAUAUGGAGCAGCGGCUGCUGGCAAGACGCCCCGGUAUCCGGCAGCUGGCCCCCAGCGAAACUGAUUUCGUCAACCGACUCGCCUCCCGCCGGGACAUCCUUCUCAAUGACAUCAACAACGAGGAAGCAUUGAAGGCGCUCCCUGACAAGUACCAUUGGGAGGACUUUCUUCGUGAUCUGAGUUCUUACAUUGCCAAGAACUUCGACGCCAUCAAUACUCAACAGGGAAAGAAGCCUGUCAAGGGUCGUCAGCCAUCCAGCUCCAAUGGUGAUACACAGGAAGCUCCCAGUACUACCCACCAGGGCCAGUUCGCUGUCAAUCAACAAGUUGAGGUGCCAGUGGACCGGAACAUGCAUGGUGACCUGGUGGCUCGUGCUGCUCGUGCUGCCCAAAUUGCUCUCCAGGGUCAUGGUCUUCGACGUUCCCAGCAACAAUCUCAGAUGCAGCAUCAGCACCAACAACCACAGUCACAGUCCCAGGCAAGCCCAUCGCCAUCCCUGGCUCCUUCGCUGCCAUCCCACCAACAUCAACAGCCCCCUCAAGCACAGCCCCAGCAUACUGGCCAUGCCGACAACCAGUAUCUCCACGGGUAUACUGCCGCACAGCAACCCGGCCAGCCCGGCCAGCAGCAGCAGUACCAUCAUAGCCCCACCCCGCCUGGUGGGUACCAGCAGUCUCCUGGAGGCUUGACAUUCCAGCAGAGCCCACUGCAGGCCAACUUCCAGCAGUACAACCCCAACGCCGCGCAGGUCAUCCAAGCACGCGCCAAUGGAAUGUCCCCAGGCAACCACGGAUACAUGCCGGGGAUACCCCACUACUCUCAAUCGCAGCCCACCCAGGUCCUCUAUGAGCGAGCUCGGAUGGCUGCGUCUGCGAAGUCCUCCCCUACCAGCCGGAAGUCUGGUUUGCCCAGCCAACGCCGCCCUUGGACCACUGAGGAGGAGAAUGCCCUGAUGGCUGGACUAGACCGCGUGAAGGGACCCCACUGGAGUCAGAUUCUCGCUAUGUUUGGACCUGGUGGGACCAUCAGUGAAGCCUUGAAGGACCGCAAUCAGGUCCAGCUCAAGGAUAAGGCCCGCAAUCUGAAGCUUUUCUUCUUGAAGAGCGGAAUCGAGGUGCCAUACUACUUGAAGUUCGUCACUGGCGAGCUGAAGACUCGGGCCCCGGCCCAGGCUGCCAAGCGCGAGGCUCGUGAACGGCAGAAGAAGCAAGGCGAGGAAGAUAAGGCGCACGUCGAGGGGAUCAAGGGCAUGAUGGCUCUGGCUGGGGCUCACGCAUCCCCAGUUGGAGGUCAUGAGAUGUCGGCUUCGCCCAGCCUGCCUCCAGAUGCCAAUGCUCAAUCAAUGUUCGACCAGACUGCAGAACAGAAUCUGAUGCAGACGCUGAGCCAGGAGGUCCACGGCAGCCAGUACCCGCAGCAGCACCCUCCGCCCACUCCGGAUCAUCACAUCGAUCCUCACAUGCAACUGGGCCAGUAG